AUGCUUGUCAUCCUUCUCAACUGUGUCACUCUGGGAAUGUACCAACCUUGUGAAGACGUGGACUGCUCCAGUGACAGAUGUAGGAUUUUACAGGCUUUCGACGAUUUCAUCUUUAUUUUCUUCGCCAUGGAGAUGGUGGUCAAGAUGGUUGCCUUGGGGAUCAUUGGGAAAAAGUGUUACCUUGGCGACACAUGGAAUCGAUUGGAUUUUUUCAUCGUGAUGUCUGGAAUAGUGGAGUAUUCGCUGGACCUGCAGAAUGUCAGCCUAUCUGCAAUCCGAACCGUUCGAGUCCUGCGACCACUGAAAGCCAUCAAUCGGGUUCCUAGUAUGAGGAUCCUGGUCAAUCUGUUACUGGACACUCUCCCGAUGCUGGGCAACGUCCUGCUGUUGUGCUUCUUUGUCUUUUUUAUAUUUGGAAUCAUCGGUGUGCAGCUGUGGGCCGGUCUCCUGCGGAACCGCUGUUUUCUGGAAGAGAACUUGACAUUGUACAAUGGACUCUCUCUGCCUCAGUACUACCAUCCGGAGAAAGAUGAUGAGACCCCCUUUAUCUGCUCUCUGUCUGGAGACAAUGGCAUCAUGGGCUGCGACGAGAUCCCAGCCUUGAGGGACAACGGGCAUGAGUGUUGCCUGGACAAGGACGAUUAUUAUUAUUACGCUGCUCUGGGACAGGAGCUGAACGUCACCGGGGGCUGUGUGAACUGGAACCGCUAUUACACAGUGUGCCAGACUGGGGACAGAAACCCCCACAAAGGUGCCAUCAACUUUGACAACAUCGGCUAUGCAUGGAUUGUGAUCUUUCAGGUUAUAACACUGGAAGGUUGGGUCGAGAUCAUGUACUAUGUAAUGGAUGCACACUCUUUCUACAAUUUCAUUUACUUCAUCUUGCUUAUUAUCGUAGGUUCGUUCUUCAUGAUCAACCUGUGCCUGGUUGUCAUAGCGACGCAGUUCUCGGAGACGAAGCAGCGAGAGCACCAGCUGAUGCAGGAGCAGCGGGCAUUGUACCUGUCAUCCAGCACAGUGGCAAGUUUCACCGAGCCGGGGGACUGCUAUGAGGAGAUGUUCCAGUACGUCUGCCACAUACUGCGCAAGGCACGGCGCCGCACCCUGGGAAUCUACACCAGCUUCCAUAGCCGUCGCCAGGGCAACCAAGGACCCUCCAGUCUGGGUGUUUGCCAGAAAGAGUGCGGGCACUGCCCCGUGAUGGACAACCUGGAUUACACCCCACACGCAAUCGUCCAGCCCAUUGUCCUGAGCCUGACCUCUGACCCUAGCCACUGCCCACAAUGCAACAGCAUCGAACUGACCGCAGGAAGCAAAGCCUCAGACCUGGUUGACACUGAGGCCGGAGCGGUUUGCGAGGCGGGGAUGGACAAAGAGGCAGAGUUGGAAAGAAAGGGGACAGUGAAGCCAGAAGGGGAGCCGGGCUGGUGUGUUGAAUUGUGGAGCGAAAUGCGUGGCAAGCUGACAAAUAUCGUGGAGAGCAAAUAUUUCAACCGAGGCAUCAUGAUGGCAAUUCUCAUCAACACUAUUAGCAUGGGGAUCGAGCACCACGAACAGCCAGAGGAGUUGACCCAUGUCUUGGAAAUCAGCAAUAUUGUAUUCACCAGCAUGUUCGCCCUGGAAAUGAUUCUCAAACUCACUGCAUUUGGAUUCUUCAACUACUUGCGAAAUCCUUAUAAUAUCUUUGAUGGCAUCAUCGUCAUCAUCAGCGUCUGCGAGAUCAUUGGUCAGUCGGACGGGGGCCUGUCAGUGUUACGGACCUUCCGUCUUCUCCGAGUGUUGAAGUUGGUCAGGUUCAUGCCAGCUCUCCGCCGUCAGCUCGUUGUCCUAAUGAAGACCAUGGACAAUGUCGCCACCUUCUGCAUGCUGCUGAUGCUCUUCAUCUUCAUCUUCAGCAUACUGGGAAUGCACAUAUUUGGUUGCAAAUUUAGCCUGAAGACCGAUGGUGGGGAUACUGUUCCUGACAGGAAGAACUUUGACUCACUUCUCUGGGCUAUUGUCACAGUUUUUCAGAUUCUGACCCAAGAGGACUGGAAUGUUGUGCUUUAUAACGGGAUGGCCUCCACUUCACCCUGGGCCGCUUUGUAUUUUGUGGCCCUGAUGACCUUUGGGAAUUACGUGCUCUUUAACCUGCUGGUCGCCAUCCUGGUCGAGGGUUUUCAGGCUGAGGGAGAUGCCAACAAGUCAGACUCGGAGGAAGAACAAACUUCAACAAAUUUUGAAGACUAUGAAAAGAUCAAAGAAAUACAUUACUUAUCAGAGCUGAAAGCCUGUUCGAUUGCCAUGACUCCCAACGGGCAUUUGGAUCUGUCUCCUCAGAAUCAGUCCGUAGGAUCGAGGAGUUCACUACAACCGGAAAACCCCUACAUCCCUGCGGGAUCACGGAAAAGCAGCGUGACCUCACUGACCCGUGUCAACUUUGACCAGAAGUCACUGUCAAGCCGUCGAAGCUCUCACUAUGUACCGUGGGGUGCUGGCAGUAACUGGGGCAGCCGGAGGACCAGCUGGAGCAGCGUAGGCCGAGCCUCGAGCCUGAAACACAAGCCUCUCUCCGGGGAACACGAGGCCCUCCUCGCGGGCGACAGGUGGAGAAUCCCCUCGACCUCUGAUGACCCCAGAGAUGCCCGGCCCGAGGAGGCUGCCAGCUCCAACCCACUGCAUCGUCGGGCAUUAUCGCUGGACACCAAAGGUUCAGGGGACUUGCCGGAACUCCUCCAGGUCCCCGCCGUGCAGCCCGUGCCAAGGAAGAACAGCAUAGCAACGGUUACCUUGGAGCGUAGGGACUGUAAUGGCAAGGGCCCACAUAUUGUGAAGGAAAUCUUCCCAAAGAUGAACAACAGGAAAGACCAGGGCGUUUACGAUGAGGAGAUCGACUAUAGGGCAGAUGUUUCAAUGAAAGUCGUGUCUCUGGGGUUUUACAUUGGUGACCAAGCCUACCUGAGAAGUAGCUGGAACAUCCUGGAUGGGUUCCUGGUCUUCGUAUCACUUAUCGACAUAGUCGUGUCACUGGCGUCAGCAGGUGGGGCGACGAUACUGGGCGUACUCCGUGUGCUCAGGCUCCUCAGGACACUACGGCCCCUCAGGGUCAUCAGUCGAGCUCCAGGCUUGAAAUUGGUUGUUGAAACUCUCAUUUCCUCACUCAAGCCCAUUGGGAACAUUGUCCUCAUUUGUUGCGCUUUCUUCAUAAUCUUCGGGAUCCUUGGAGUCCAGCUUUUCAAAGGCAAGUUCUACUACUGCCAAGGUCACGACACCCGUAAUGUCACUAAUAGGUCGGACUGCUUGCUGGCUAACUAUAGGUGGACCCAUCACAAGUACAACUUUGAUAACCUGGGACAGGCUCUGAUGUCACUCUUUGUGCUCGCUUCGAAGGAUGGCUGGGUCAACAUCAUGUACCAUGGGCUGGAUGCAGUCUCCAUUGACCAACAGCCCAUCAUCAACCACAACCCUUGGAUGUUACUGUAUUUCAUCUCCUUUCUGCUCAUCGUCAGCUUCUUUGUGUUGAACAUGUUUGUUGGGGUGGUGGUGGAGAACUUCCACAAGUGCCGUCAGCACCAGGAGGCCGAGGAAGCAAGGAGGCGCGAGGAGAAACGUCUGCAGAGGCUGGAGAAGAAACGCAGGAAGGCCCAACGUUUGCCAUAUUACGCAGCCUACUCACCAGUCCGCCUCUUCAUCCACACCAUGUGCACAAGCCAUUAUCUGGACCUCUUCAUCACCUUCACCAUCUGCAUCAACGUGGUGACCAUGUCUCUGGAACACUACAACCAACCCAAGGACACCCUCCGCGAUUGCUCCAACGACGACCGUGGUUGUUUCAGUAACCUCCAGCUGAUCUCGCCACUGUACUUUGUCAGCUUUGUGCUGACGGCCCAGUUUGUGCUGAUCAACGUGGUGGUGGCCGUCCUCAUGAAGCAUCUCGACGACAGUAACAAGGAGGCCCAGGAGGACGCUGAGUUGGACGCCGAGAUUGAGAUGGAACUGGCCCAGGGGUUCUGCUGCCAACUGGUGGGUCCAUCAGCCCCGGGGGGCAGCGCUGGGUCCGACAAUGGCCCCAAGGGUCAUAAGAAGAAAGCAGAGAGACCAGACCCAGGGAAACACAUCUCACCUGCACAGGAGAACCUGUGGCUGGACAGUGUCUCACUAAUCAUACGAGAUACUUUUGAGAAUGAACUGUUGAUGAUUGAUAACCUCUCUGGAUCUAUCUUCCACCAUUACACCUCUUCACCCACCUGCUGGAACUGUCACCACGACAAGCAUGAGGUUCACCUCGCUGAGACAGAAGCAUUCUCCCUGACCUCCGACCUCCUCUCGGACAAAUCAUCAUCAGUGGUUCUGGCUGAUGACCUGAGCUCAGAUGACAGUGUACCCCACCUGCCCACCAGGGGAAGUGAUGAAAAGGAAGGAACAAAUAAUCCCAGUGUUCCUGAGAAUGGCAGCACAAGCAUCGUAACAUUGAAGGAGACAGCGAUAUGCAGAACAAACUCACUGCCAAACAACAGCUACAUUUCACAUGUCGAGAAUUCAGAUUCAGGCCAAACAGUUCCAGAAACACAGCCAGAGCCCACGGAGCAGAAGGGUGUGGCUCCUCUCCAGACUUCUUCGUCCUCCUCUUGUCUUCAGUUUUCAACCGAGCUCUUCCAUCCUGCAAAGCUUUCCUCCACAGAGCAGGCUCACAGCACUCAGUAUCCCAAGGUCUCUUCUUCCUCUUCCUGGGCCUUGCUACAGUCAUCCAACAUGGCCUGGUCCCUCCAGCGACAGGUCGCCAUAAGCGAUACCUCACUGAGUGACGGCUCGGUGGAUAGCCUUCAAACAACACUGGAGAACAGCCUGAGAUUGGCGGUGUCACCUCAGUGCACGCUGGCUCUCCCCAUGGUCUGUACCGCUCUGUCAGGCCAAAGAAACACUCCUUCCUUCACCCCCCCUCUUCGGAUAAACACUCUCCAACGACGGAGGGGCCUCGGGCUUCAGAUGAUGAGGGGACGCCAAAGGAGCCAAAGCAGCGGGGGCAGCACCAGCCCAGGAUGCACAUAUCAGGACUCCAUGGACCCCUCGGAUGAAGAAGGAAUCAGCCACUCCCUGAGGGCCAACAGCGAUCAGUCUGAGACACUGAGCAGCCUCUCUCUAACCUCCCUCUUCUCUCCGUCACGCUCUCCGCCCACUCCAAUCAAAAAAUGUAACAGCACAGGCACUUUGGACGCUGUCUCGAAAGGCCGGGACACCAAACAAUUUUAUACCGUUGACCAACAAGGGUUCUUAACAGCCCCCUCUUGGGUAUCCGACUUCUGCAGGAAUAACCAUCCUGCUUCUGGCCUGGAAGAUCAAGGAGCUCACCAGGAGACAGACACUGAGGACGUUAAAAUAGCGCACGUGCGACCAUCCUCCCAGAUCCAAACUGGGCCUGAGUACAACGCCACAAUGCAAAGGAAGAAAAGAUGACUUUGCAGCAUCCAUUUUUUUUUAAAUAAUAAUAAAAAAAAAGAGAAAGACGUACUGGCUGAAACACUUAGUUUACCUCAUCAUGUGAGAGUUAUGCAGUCCAGCUAUCUCGUGGCGUAUGCGUGUACCGGAUGAAAGGUCACAAUUAAUUCAACUCUUGGUGUGUGGAGUCACUCUCGAAACCUAGGCAGCAGAAAUGCUAUCUUUUUUUUUGUUUUGUUCUCCUCCCAACUUCCAAAAUCAAUGAAGAAUGUAACAUUAGUUGAUAAUAACAGCCACUAAGAUCCGAACAAGGGUGGGUGAAAUUGAUUUCGGAGAAGGUUCUAGAAUCCCCUCAGUGCAUUAAAUUGAGGGUGGGAGGAAUAGCUCCAGUUAGGCUUAUCAGUGUCAUGGUGACACAGUAGGCCCUAACUCCACAAUGCCAGUAAGCUAAAUAAAUGAUGAUGUACAUUUUCAGGUUGCUGUGAGGAAAGAGACGGGGGAGUUAAGACUUCAGAAUAAGCAAAGAUAGAUCACACUGACACCAUUUGGGAUUCAAUAACGGAAGUCUAUUUAUAAAAA
Molecule: messenger RNA, 5994 nt
Organism: Rhincodon typus (whale shark)
Lineage: Eukaryota; Metazoa; Chordata; Chondrichthyes; Orectolobiformes; Rhincodontidae
Gene: cacna1ia
Product: calcium voltage-gated channel subunit alpha1 Ia
Exons: 28
Coding region: 1-5433 (1810 amino acids)
Biological process (GO): neuronal action potential; calcium ion transmembrane transport; positive regulation of calcium ion-dependent exocytosis
Cellular component (GO): neuron projection; plasma membrane; voltage-gated calcium channel complex
Molecular function (GO): voltage-gated sodium channel activity; low voltage-gated calcium channel activity
Source: RefSeq, a predicted model, not a curated record